Messenger RNA from Hyposmocoma kahamanoa, 1692 nucleotides. It is a transcript of the gene BomSIFR, whose product is annotated as neuropeptide SIFamide receptor-like. Gene Ontology annotation, biological process: G protein-coupled receptor signaling pathway. The transcript has 3 exons. Lineage: Eukaryota; Metazoa; Arthropoda; Insecta; Lepidoptera; Cosmopterigidae. Gene Ontology annotation, cellular component: membrane. The coding region runs from base 1 to 1404 and encodes 467 amino acids. Gene Ontology annotation, molecular function: peptide binding; neuropeptide Y receptor activity. The record is from RefSeq and is a predicted model, not a curated record.
AUGUCUCCGUUACGAGUGCCAAGCGGUGAUUUAUUCGCCAAUGACAUGACGGAUUUUUUUAACUUCUCAACUCAACAUCCCAAUCAUGAGACACGUCACCACAAUAGGCACCAUUCACAUCGGGAGCACAAGCCCCAUGUGGUAGAAAUUCUAUCAAAUUCCAUCAUGGAAGUUAUGAACACAAAAUUUGUUCCUGAAAAUAGUGUUUUACCAGACUUGGAGCCUUUGUCGAAUCAUUUGGAAAAAGAUCAUCAUAACUUAAAGAUGAACAAUACAAUGAAUAGGUCGGACUUGGGGGUGCUCGCUGACGAGUUUAUGUACAGGCACAGUGGGGCAAUGACGGCUGUGUAUUGCGUGGCUUAUCUCCUGGUCUUCAUCGUGGGUCUGGUGGGUAACUGCUUCGUGAUCGCCGUCGUGUACCGCAGCCCGCGAAUGCGUACUGUUACGAACUUCUUUAUUGUGAACCUUGCUGUUGCUGAUAUCCUGGUCAUCGUAUUCUGUUUGCCUGCCACGCUUAUGAGCAACAUCUUUGUCCCAUGGGUGCUUGGCUGGCUGAUGUGCAAGACGGUCCCAUACGUGCAGGGGCUCUCCGUCGCUGCCUCCGUGUACAGCUUAGUUGCAGUCUCCCUUGACCGAUUCCUCGCCAUCUGGUGGCCUCUGAAAUGCCAGAUCACCAAACGCCGAGCCAGGAUGAUGAUUGUCUUCAUCUGGAUAUUCGCUAUCGUCGUCACCACACCAUGGGUCUUCUUCUUCGAUCUUGUUGUGGUCUUCGAAGACAACCCCAAUGUCAGACUCUGCCUUGACGUCUGGCCGAACCCUUUGAGCGAAAUUCUUUACUUCGUCGUGGGAAAUCUCAUCUUUUGCUACAUUCUUCCAAUGAUCCUUAUCACACUGUGCUACAUUCUAAUCUGGAUCAAAGUCUGGCGCCGAGCAAUUCCCACAGACACCCAAGAUGCCCAAAUGGAGCGCAUGCAACAGAAAUCAAAAGUCAAAGUAGUGAAAAUGCUAGUAGUUGUCGUAAUUUUGUUUGUCCUAUCAUGGUUCCCGCUUUACCUCAUCUUUGCAAGGAUAAAGUUAGGAGGUCCUAUCCAGAAAUGGGAAGAAGAUAUGUUCCCAGUGGUCACUCCUCUAGCUCAAUGGUUGGGAUCGUCAAACUCCUGCAUCAAUCCCAUUCUGUACGCCUUCUUUAAUAAGAAGUACAGAAAGGGUUUUGUCGCGAUUAUGAAGAGCAAAAAAUGCUGUGGACGGCUACGGUAUUACGAGACGAUUGCACUCCAGUCGUCGAGUACAUCGACAAGGAAGUCUUGGCAUUACAACAACAACAACCAUACGUCGAUCACACGCCGAUCGCCGCCGGUGGACAAGAACGCGGUCUCGUUCAUCUUCAACCACACGGGAGUGUAAGAACGGGAAGCGAUAAGGAACUGGUUUUCACUAAAGCCGUACGGCACCGGGGUUGUCGGCCGCACUUGGCCGGCGCCCGCGCAGCAAGCGACGCGUCUCAUCAUAUCGACUCAUACGACAAUUUCUAUUCUUGUUAGAUGUUGUAAGGUAUGUUUUUGAGUUGGACCGUUUGAUGUUGUCUUGUGCAGAACCAAUUCGACUUUUCGUGACUAACCCAAGUAGCGUUUAAUAAGUGAACAUAAUCAGUGGAUGUUUUUUUAAAUAAGGUAUAAUAACUUUUAUACGUAA